AUGUUGACUGAACAGACAGCAAGCUUCAAGCGCUCUUCGACACUCAAAAACUGUCUUGCAGUAACCCCAUCGCAUAUUUUCGCUGCGCAGAGUGACAAGGCAGUUAUCAAUAUAUACAACAGAUCGAAACAAAAUUUAGAAUCUACAGUGCCAUUCCAAGAAAAGUUCACGGUCAUUGAAGCGAGCGGGGGAUCUGGAGCAUUUUUGGCUGGAGGAACCGACUCUGGACGGCUCACAAUUUGGGAGACUGCAACCGGACGAUUUAUCUCGACCCCUCAAAUACAUCUUCAAAAAGUAACAUGCAUCGCCUUCGACUUUAAUUCAAAUUUUGUCAUAACAGGUUCCGCAGACAGCAAUGUCUAUGUAUGGUCUCUGGCCUCCUUACUCGACAUUCGGAGUAGCGAGAGAAAGCCGGAGAGAAUCCUUGACCGUCAUCAGCGGGAAAUCACAGCUAUAUCACCUGGGAGAAUCGGUGCAGCGGGGCCAACUGAUAUUAUGGUCACUGCUUCAAAGGAUUCGUCUUGUAUAGUAUGGGACUAUCGCAAUGGUACUCACUUACGAACAUACAUACUUUCCUCUGUUCCUACAGCUUUAGCGCUUGAUCCUGUGGAUCGCGCUUUUUAUGCAGGCCUCGAGGAUGGAACAGUUCAAAGCGUGAGCUUUCACAGCAAUGCUGGCUCUGAUGAAACGAUGGAUACAUCUUCAAAUCAACUGUUCUCCGAACAGUUUCGGCAUGUUCCUGUGACACUUUCAGGGAAUCGUUGGCAUGCUACUGAUCAUGAAAGUCCUAUUACAUCAAUGGGUGUUGUUUACGAGGGAAACUAUCUCGUCACUGGGACCGAGAAAGGAACCGUCAGCAUCUGGGAUAUAGCCACGGGCCAUGUGUUCCGAACGCUGGCGCAAUUCAAAUCUUCUGUGACAACUAUCAAAAUUCUCCCUCCAAAUGGCUUUGUCCCAACUUCUUUUAAAGCCCAUGACACAAUCGAGCAAACAACAAUUAAAAAACCGCGUUAUGAUGCCGUUCUUGCAUCCGCUUCCACAAUUGUCGACCUGCAUAACUAUGCAUUAACAACCAAAUCAAAUGGGUUUAUUCAUGAAACCGUUUCAGCAUCUCUUGGCACCAAAAAUCCUACCCAGAUCUCAAAUUUCACGCCACUUUCGGACUCAGCGGUUGUUAUGAGAGGUAUGACAGAUAUGAGAGCAUAUACACCAUCCCUGGCAUCAAAACACAAAGUUGAAGCAUUGGAGAGUGAGUUGGCGAUGUUAUAUGACCAUUAUGACCGCCUGGCAGCGUUGCAUCGGGAUACUUGGGAUGGUCAUGCAAGGUGGCUACUAGAGAAUGCCAGUACUGCCAGUAACAGUAAUAAUGGUGCCUAG
Molecule: messenger RNA, 1377 nt
Organism: Morchella sextelata
Lineage: Eukaryota; Fungi; Ascomycota; Pezizomycetes; Pezizales; Morchellaceae
Exons: 5
Coding region: 1-1377 (458 amino acids)
Biological process (GO): rRNA processing; DNA-templated DNA replication
Cellular component (GO): nuclear pre-replicative complex
Molecular function (GO): protein binding
Source: RefSeq, a predicted model, not a curated record